Molecule: messenger RNA, 1500 nt
Organism: Exophiala spinifera
Lineage: Eukaryota; Fungi; Ascomycota; Eurotiomycetes; Chaetothyriales; Herpotrichiellaceae
Exons: 1
Coding region: 1-1500 (499 amino acids)
Molecular function (GO): NADP binding; N,N-dimethylaniline monooxygenase activity; flavin adenine dinucleotide binding
Source: RefSeq, a predicted model, not a curated record
AUGUUGGCCGUGCAAGGCUCAGCGGGCGGUUACGAUACAUUUGACGUCGCGAUCGUCGGUGCAGGAAUAUCAGGUAUCAACACCGCGUACCGGAUUCAGUCCGGGCUUCCUGGAACCAGAUAUACCAUUUUCGAGGCACGGGAUAGCACUGGUGGUACAUGGGACUUCUUCAAAUAUCCAGGACUACGAUCGGACUCGGACCUCUUUACUUUUGGCUUCUCAUGGCGACCGUGGUUGGACACGAACCCGAUCGCAACGGCUCCGUCUAUUUUGAGUUAUCUGAAAGCAUCGGCUGUCACCGAAGGGAUUGAAAAACACGUCCAAUUAAACACCCGCGUGCAGAGCGCUAAAUGGUCCACGAAGACGCAGGUCUGGACACUCACUGUGGCUUCGGGGACGGUAACCAGAAGAGUCCAUGCAAAAUUUCUCGUCCUCGGUACUGGUUAUUAUGACUAUGAGAAGGCCUUGGAAGCCAACAUCCCCAAUCUCGACACGUUCACCGGAAGAGUCGUUCAUCCCCAGUUCUGGCCCAGUGACCUGGACUGUACGGACAAGAGUGUCGUCUGCGUCGGUAGCGGCGCCACAGCCGUCACACUUGUACCAGUACUGGCCUCGCAAUCUGCCAGCGUCACAAUGCUUCAACGAAGCCCUUCAUAUGUCGUUUCACUACCGAAUCCUCGCUCGGCAUCCUUACUCCUCAGAUGGCUACCCCGGCGACUGUCCUACACGCUGAACAGGCUCUACUUCAUGAUUAUGCCCAUGGUAUUCUACUACUUCUGCCGGAUGUUCCCCAAGACGUCGCGCAACAUGAUCCGUGACAAUGCCGCCAAACAGCUACCCGAAAACUAUCCAGUGGACCCGCACUUCACACCUCGCUACAAUCCGUUCGAUCAACGGGUGUGUUUUGCACCGGACGGUGACUUUUACGCCGCCAUCCACAGCGGUCGCGCCGCUGUGGUUACCGACUCCAUCGAAACAGUCGUCGAGGAUGGUCUCAUCCUGAAAAGUGGUGGCAAGGUAUCGGCCGACAUCAUCAUCACAGCCACGGGGCUCAAACUACAGCUUGGAGGAGGAAUCAAACUGACGGUGGACGGGACCCCUGUCAAAUUUGGAGAUAAAUUUACCUGGCACCACGCAAUGCUGCAGGAUGUGCCCAAUGCCGUGCUGAUCAUGGGCUACACUAUGGCGUCGUGGACGCUGGGUGCCGACGCGACUGCAUUUCUACUUUGUCGACUCCUGAAAGGGAUGCGCAAACACGGUCUGAGUAGUAUCGUCCCGCGAAUGCCCGAUACCGAAACUCCAAAGGCACAUCCUCUCAUGGAUCUCACGUCGACUUACGUCCAGGCUGCAACAAAAGAUCUUCCGAAAACUGGUGAAUUUGGGCCGUGGAGACGAAGGGCGAACUAUUUCAAAGACUAUCUUAGAGUUAAUUAUGGAGAUGUAUCUCAAGGUCUGGAGUUUUGGCAGGGGGACGGACCGGUGACAGGUGUCAGAUUGUAG